AUGAGUUUGAGGGCGACUGCACCUCCCUGGUUUCCACCGGGGCAUCCACAGUCUCAGAAAGUGGAGGCUGUGGGUUUAAUCUCGUAUCCAAGCCCACCCCAGACUUGCUAUCCGGCUCCGGGAUUUAUUUUAAUCCACGCGCAACCUCCGAGGAGAGGCCUAGAGUUGCCGCCUGCCAGGCCCAGGAUCGCCCAAGGGCCCCAGCAGACGCCAGCCAGCUGCUGGGAGUCGGGCUCGCCGAAAUCGGCCAGGAAGCCCUUUUCAGUCCACUCUCCCGGGGGGAAGAGGAAGAUCAACGUUCCCGGCGCGAAGUUGGCAGUCCCCCCCACAGAUGCCAAGAGGACUCUGGCGGCCAGCGCCAGCCGGGCCUCCAAUGGCGCGCAGCCCGGCGGCAGGCCGCUGAAGACGCGCUCGUCGCCGGGGAUGGCGUCUGGCGGCACCUCCGCUGACACCGCGGCCAAGCACGCCUCCUACGGCCGGUCUUUACAGAAGUUCCAGAAAGACUUCGGCGGGAAAACGCCGACGGCCGUCCGCCAGUGCUACUUCGGCCUGUUCGCUGACGAGUAUCUGGCGUUCUGCCUGUCGCCUGUGAAGGCUCUGAAAAGGGUGUGGAUACAAGACAAGAUGGUCUAUCACCGCAGCCCCGGCAGGAACAGGAGCGCCUACUACCCGCAGGGCGCUGUGCGCGCGCCAAAGGUGCUGAGGGGCCUGCUCCCCAGCUUCCUGCUGGGCCUCAACAGGGUCAGCCUGUACAGCCGCCUGUGCAGGUACCUGCUCACCGAGGAGCAGCGCAAGGCCAACAGCUACCCCUUCCCGGACCCUGAGCGGCCGGGCCGCGCCCUGCUCUUCACCGGCGUGGACAAGCCCCAGAAGUCCUGCCGCAGGACCUGCUGCCGCUGCGGCGCUGAGUACUUGGUGACCGCCUGGGGGCUCUGCAUGCACCCGGAGCAAUGUUACUACCACUGGGGACGGCUGCGCCCGAAGCUCGAGGCCGGCAGCUGGGAGAACAAGUACACUUGCUGUUCUGCUCCCGUCGGCUCCAUCGGCUGCCAGGUCGCCAAGCAGCAUGUGCACGACGGCAAGAAAGAGGACCUCGAAGGCUUUGUGAAGACCAUGGCCAAAGGACCUUCACAAGACGCCUACCCAGGUAUCUACGCCCUGGACUGUGAGAUGUGUUUCACCUCCCGCGGCCUGGAGCUGACUCGCGUCACCGUGGUAGACGCAGGCCUGCGCGUGGUUUAUGACACUUUCGUUAAGCCUUACCGGGAGAUUGUGGACUACAACACCAGGUUUUCCGGGGUGACCGAGGCUGAUCUUGCGCACACCAGCGUCAGGCUGCGGGAUGUGCAGGCUUUCCUGCUGGGCUUGCUGAGCGCCGACACCAUUCUCAUUGGACACAGCCUGGAGAGCGACCUGCUGGCCUUGAAGGUAAUCCACCACUCGGUGGUAGACACUUCGGUGCUCUUCCCUCACCCCCGGGGCCUCCCUUGCAAGCCCUCUCUACGGAGCCUCGUGGCUGACUACCUCCAGGAGGUCAUUCAGGACAAACCUGCUGGGCACAACUCUCGCGAGGAUGCCAGCUCCUGCAUGCGCCUGGUGGGUUGGAAGAUCAUGGAAGACGCUGCUCAGAGCAGCUGGAAUCCUGGCUCAUGGCCACCACCGCAGCUCGUCUCUCCUGCAACCCAGGCCUGCGUUUGGCCUAGGUCUCCGAACACAGCGUCCUCAAAGCCAGCCCUGUGCACUGCCUCCCCCGCAACUGGAAACUAA
Messenger RNA from Cavia porcellus (domestic guinea pig), 1767 nucleotides. RefSeq names its product exonuclease GOR-like. NCBI's taxonomy places the organism in Eukaryota, Metazoa, Chordata, Mammalia, Rodentia, Caviidae. The transcript has a single exon. Gene Ontology annotation, molecular function: exonuclease activity; nucleic acid binding. Gene Ontology annotation, cellular component: nucleus. The record is from RefSeq and is a predicted model, not a curated record. Bases 1 to 1767 code for a protein of 588 amino acids.